Dioscorea cayenensis subsp. rotundata (Guinea yam) is the source of this 542-nucleotide messenger RNA. Its product is annotated as 60S ribosomal protein L37-3. Gene Ontology annotation, cellular component: cytosolic large ribosomal subunit; ribosome. Gene Ontology annotation, molecular function: structural constituent of ribosome; RNA binding. NCBI's taxonomy places the organism in Eukaryota, Viridiplantae, Streptophyta, Magnoliopsida, Dioscoreales, Dioscoreaceae. The record is from RefSeq and is a predicted model, not a curated record. Gene Ontology annotation, biological process: translation. The transcript has 4 exons. Bases 89 to 382 code for a protein of 97 amino acids.
CAACCCGGCCCUAUAAAUACCCUCACUAUAAGAGUUUGGAAUGCUCGCGAAGCUCUAGGGUUUCUUCUCGGCGUCCAACGAAAGCCUCAUGGGGAAGGGCACGGGAAGCUUCGGCAAGCGCCGGAACAAGACCCACACUCUCUGCGUCCGCUGCGGUCGUCGUAGCUUUCAUCUCCAGAAGAGCCGCUGCUCUGCUUGUGGCUACCCAUCCGCACGCAUCCGCAAAUAUAACUGGAGCAUGAAAGCGAUCAGGAGGAAGACGACGGGGACUGGGAGGAUGAGGUAUCUCCGCCAUGUUCCGCGUAGGUUUAAGAGCAACUUCCGUGAAGGUACUCAAGCAACUCCCAGGGCAACGGCUGCUGCUGCCAGUGCAUCAGUCUAAAUAGUGAGAAAGCAUUGAUCUUUUUAUGAGUAAUUUUGUGUUUCUUUUUGAACUGUUUUUUAUUAAUUUCCAAAUGCUUGAAUUGAGUAUAUGUAUUUUCUUGGUUGUUGGAUUGUCAGCAAGAAUUUCAUUCUACUUGAUUAGAUGAUUUUGGGAUGAA